AUGAGGGCACACGGCCAGAGUCUCACUUCUUCGCCUACAGACCGCGUCUUUGUCCAUGCUCUCGCCACAGUCCGUCGUCUUCCUCGAACGGGCUCCUCCCGACCACCUCCUUCUGCCCGCCUACGUCUCUAUGGCCUCUAUAAACAGUCGAUGGAGGGCGAUGUCGAAUCCAUCCUUCCCCGUCCUACCUUGCCCUCUGUUUCGCCGGAUCCAAAUAACUCCAAGUCAAAUAACGUUCACCGCUACGCAUCUCGAGACCUACGUGUGCGAGAGGCCGAGGCCGAAAUUGAGAAAUGGGACGCAUGGCAUGCUUGUGCCGGCAUGUCCCGCACCGAAGCGAAACGACGCUACAUCAGUACACUAAUAGAGACCAUGAAGGAAUAUGCCUCGGGCACGCAGGAGUCCCGUGAGCUGGUGGCGGAACUGGAAUUUGUGUGGAACCAGAUCAAAAGCCAAAGCGGGAGCUCAGAGGAUGAAGACGCAGAGUCGCCCACAAGACGACUGGAGCGGGCUGGGCUGGGGCAAACAACGAGCUUUGGAAGCCUACCUCCCGGUCAAAGUACGCGAAGAGAAGGCGAAAGCUUGAGCAGGUUAAAUUCCGACCCCAGUCGACUACGAGUCCUAUCACCGGUGUCACAAGGAGGGAGCGAUGAUAUUGUGGAGAGCGAAGAGGUGGAUCCCGUAACCCAUGCAGUGAUCGGCCCUUUACCCGCCUCACGGCAAGCGACUUCUGAUCCUGACUGGCGAGGUCGCAUUGAAUCUCACCUAAAACACCUCUCGACCGAGGUGGCUGCAUUACGAGAACAACUGUCCGCAAACCACUUACUGUCCUCUUCCUCUUUCUCCCCCGAGGAGACCUCUAGGCGGAGGAGAAUAUUCUAUCGAAUAUCAACGUGGGUCAAAUGGCUGGCCUGGGCGCUCGUGCGGCAAAUCAUGAUCGAUGCAAGUCUGGUAUUCCUCUUCGUCAUAUGGGCGAGGUGGAAGGGAUACAAAGAUCGGCGGGUGGAAGACUGGGUCAGGCGGCGCUGGAAGGAUGUUACAACAGUGCUUGCCGAUAUGAAUCGGUGGUUGAAAGGUUUCGUUUCGUCGGUACGGAUCCCCGGGGUGCGGAACCUCUCCUGA
Fonsecaea pedrosoi CBS 271.37 is the source of this 1122-nucleotide messenger RNA. RefSeq lists its product as uncharacterized. The record is from RefSeq and is a predicted model, not a curated record. Gene Ontology annotation, molecular function: fatty-acyl-CoA binding. The transcript has a single exon. Lineage: Eukaryota; Fungi; Ascomycota; Eurotiomycetes; Chaetothyriales; Herpotrichiellaceae. Bases 1 to 1122 code for a protein of 373 amino acids. Gene Ontology annotation, biological process: fatty acid metabolic process.